UGUUUCUGCAGCAGAGGGCAGGGGCACAGCAUGCCAGCGUGGCUGCACGCACAGCAGCCCGGCAUUUACAGUCCUAUCUGACUUCAUUGUCCCAAAAAAGAUUAAAUGAUCAAGCUGCUCCACUUUCCAAAGAUUUUUCCCUCCCAUCCAUCAGCACCCCCCAGCCUCUGGUGCUGAGCAGCCCACUCGUGCCCCAGCCCUGGGCUCAUGCCUGAACCGCUCCAACAGAUGAGCGAGCAGAGCGUGCCCGCGCAGCCCCGGUGCGGUGCCCCUGCCCAGGGCUGCAGCGGUGGAGCUGGAUUGUCCCCGUAAUGACGGCUCGUGCUUUUUCUAGGUACAGCAGAGGGCGGCAGAGACAUAACAGGGGGCAGCCAAGGCCAAAUUCUCUGUCACUUCUGGUCUCCCACCCAAUAUGUGGGUGCUGUGCCAGGGUGCUCUCUGGAACCAGGGCUAAAGGAAGGAGCAUGCUGAUGGGCUGCUCGAAACACCGUGCAGGGAGGAUUCAACGGCAUGCAAGCCAUUUCAGAGCAUGGAGUGAUGGGUCCUGCUGGAAAGAGCUUUCUGAUGGCACAGCUGUGAGUGAAACCAGCACAACAUGUUCAGUGUUGAGGACCUCCUGAUUUCUCAUGGAUACAAAUUGUCAAAAAAUCCCCCUGUUUCAUAUGAGAACAGGUAUGAUGGAUACCGGCAUGAAAUCACGGGGAACAGAUCUGCUCAGAGAACGCUGAAUGGGUUUGAGGCAGAAUCGAGAGCUGGGGCUUACAGCAAGAAACCUCUGGUGAAAACCAACUCGAGCAGCACUGAGAGCAGCCAUGGGAGCCAAGGGAGGCAAGCUGGUCCUGGUUAUCACCAUGACCUUCAGGGUUUGUCCACUUUUCAUACUUCAGAAGGGGGGGUUUAUGACAGGCCUCAAUUAGCAUGGUCUUCCCAGCCCAAGACUGAUAAAGAUCUUGCCUACUGGAGAAGACGAGGACAGGACUUCAGUGUGCUCCUAGGCUAUUCCCAGAAAGCCGGUGUGGAAAUGAAAGGCCUGGCUGCAGCCCCGGGGGCAGCCCGGCACCCCAAGGAGAGUCAGCUGAAGGUGGGGACAGGCGCAGGGUACAGCAGAAGAAGCGGCUUGCAGGAGAGCUGCAAAGUGCCCAGCGACUGCACAUGGCAAAGUCUGGGAAUGGAAAGCUGGAACCAGCCAAAAAAGGUGGGGAGGCAAAUGUCUGAGGGUGACAGGGAGAAGCUGCUUCAAGAGCUGUAUUCACUGACCCUGGGAGACAGCGUACUGAGCACCCACAACAAAGGGAAAUCGCAGUCGUUGCCGAGGGUCCUUUCACCCGAGAGCAUGAGGUGCGUGGAAAUGCCCUCCCUGACCAACAGUAACAACUCGCUCAGCGUAACUAAAACCCCCUCCUAUCCCCCAAACAGACUGAGUGUGGAACCAGCCAAGCACCACGAAACGGGAGGCCAUUUCCUUCCCCUGGUGAAACCCAAGUAUGGGAGACCUCUCAAGCCUCCAUCCUACGAACUGCAGCGGCAGACCAGGGCACCUGCGGAAACCACAGGUUUCCAGGACCACUACCACAAAGAUGAACCCAUCUCCUGCUUAGCCAAAGUUAAUGAGCCAAGGCAAGAUGCUUGCAUUCAAGACUCUGGUUUGGAGCCCCCGGUCUAUGUACCUCCUCCUUCUUACAAAUCCCCACCUCACCAAAACGUGACCCCACAUCCCCUCAGUGAAGUGCCUAACACCGACAUGUACGCCAGCAGCGAUCAGCAGAGUCCUGCAGAGCGGGUUGUCCCCUGCCAACGACCAGCCGUGAACACUUUUGAAGCGGGGGGUGACCCUUGCAAAGACAACCAUCUUCCUCACAGGAAGCAAAGCCAUGCAAGGCGCCCUGCUGACUACCUGCGUUCUGUUCAGUAUAUUCCCUUUGAUGAUCCUCGGAUACGACAUAUUAAAAUUGCACCACCAGAAGGUCUGCAGGACAGCGCUAAAUACACUGAAAAUGCAUGUAGUCCCAGUUCUGGUGCUUUGCAAGAGAGAGAUCUUGAAGUACAGUACAACAGUGCCUUUUUGGAUGCAUCAAACUUGUCCAAAUCUGCAAAGGGAGAAAGAACUUCCGACAGCUCCACCCAUAGCAACAGAUGGUUGGCACCAUCCAUCCGAGAUCAGGAAAACUGUGCCUUGCUGGACCAAAGAGACAGUUGUAGCACAACUAAUCACAGCCCCCGUAACGAAGCCAGCGCGGAGUACACAAAAGGCAAACUUUCUGUAAGAAAUUCACAUAUGGACAGCACCUGUGAGACUGUUACAAAAGUGAAAAAGAUUGAACCUGGAACUGGGAUGCAGAGCAAAAAGAGUUCAAAGAAAAAAAUGAAUGAAACUAUAUUUUGUUUGGUCUCUAUCCCAGUUAAAUCAGAAUCCAAUCUGCCAGAUACAGAUAGGAACAACAACAUAACCCAGAGCCCUGAUAAGAAUGGGUUUGAUAACAAUGGAGCUUUGCAAGAACAAAGUCUCUUAAGUAUGUCUUCAACGGACUUGGAGUUACAAGCACUUACAGGAAGCAUGACCAAUAAAAAUGAGUUACAAAAACAAGAGCUGUGGAGACCAGAGGAGUUCAAACAAAUGAAUGACCUCAGAUUUAUUCAGCCUACAAAACACAGAGAGCUCAAAUACUCUGGCUCCUGGCCAGGUGAUCAGUACAAAGACCAACAGACACAGACCAGUUUCGCCGAAGAACCUAAAAGCCCACAAUUUUUACAUGGUACAAAGCCUGGGCAGCCCAACAGUAACAAACUGCUGUCUCCAAAGCUUCUAGGAUGUACAGCAUCCAUGACAGGGUCAAAACAGACAGCGUUACCUUCUGAUGAGAGAAGCUGCAGACAGAGCGCUUACGGUAUGAAGGGUCAGAUGUACCUCAGCCAGUCUAGCAACAGUGCGUUUUCCAGGACUGCCACCUCAGUCCUUCAGGCCCCCUCCCUAAAAGCCCACCAGAGCCAGCCCAUGCCCCUCCAGGAGAGGGAAACUGGCCUUCUUUCCAAGGUGGAUGUAGUUAAGGGAGAAGCAGGUGUUGCCUGCAACAGUAAAGAGCUGUUUGGGCAGUUCCUGUUGAAGCCUGUAAGUCGCCGUCCCUGGGACGCAAUAAGUGAGCUGGAAAGUUUUAACAAGGAGCUGCAAGGGCAGGAGGAGAGCACAAGCAGUGAAGAAGAUUUGGAAAGUGCUGCGGCUUCUCCGCAGGCAGGUGCCCUUAUGCAGAGGAGGGUGUCCAGAAAUGAGAAGUCAAACCAGGAGCCAAAACAUGGUGGGAAAUCGGCAACGGUUGUGCCAGAGGUGCCUGUAUUUAAGUCAGGAAGAGUUAAAAGUAAGUCUGAAAGUUGGAGUGUGGGGACGGAGCAUGGUGGUGAGCCAGGCUGCACUGGCUCUCAAGGCUCCUCGCAGCCAGGAGGGAGCAGUGAAGGAGUCGGGCCAGCAGAUGGAAGUCUGAUAACAGAAAUGAGGACAGGGGAAGCCAAGAGCAGAACAAGCAAACAGCCAGUUCCUGUGGGCCCUCUCAACAGAGUUUUGUCCAGUAGCCCAAGCAGUUCAUGUCACAGUAAUCCUUUCAAUAACCCUGUCUUGCAGGAGAUGAGUGAAGACCAAAAUUACCUAGACUUUGUUAAACUGAGCAAAGGUGCAACUCCCACAAAUGAUACGGUAUUAGAGAAAAGCUCGGUAGUACGCUUGUCACUAACAAAGAGGAACCAAGGGCGCUCUGAGCCGGAUUUGAGGUCAGUGGGACUUGAUGUAGCCCCAGGACAUGGUGCUAACAGUUCUGAUCACUCUUCAAAUGCAAAGGCAGUGGAAAUCCCUGUGAAUGAGUCAUUGCAGGCAAGAGCUGCAAGAAUUUUAGGUAUAGAUAUAGCAGUAGAGUCUCUCCUUCCAGCUGACCACGUUGGGCCCCAGCCAGGCACUCGCCCUGCAAACAGUGCCCAGGACUUCAAGUCAUCAGUGGGGAGCACAGUAAGUGACAAAGAAGGAAAAAAAGAGGGUUCUUAUGAAGGCAGACGAAAGUGUGGCUGGACAGAGAGUGCUCUCUUUGUGGGAGUGGGAGGCCAAUCUUUAUAUCCUGAUGAAUGCCAGACCACUCACCAGGAAGCCAGCACUAAAACACUGGUAACUGAGCAAGUUCUUGAACAACCUGCAAGUCCCAGCCAAGGUGAGGACCAAAACUUUGUUUGCAAGUCAGCUGUGUAUCAGCAUUCAGAAAAGAGAAUGAGAAACACCUCAAAGGUGAUAGAGACACUGCAAGGCAAGCUCACUUCUCCACCUAGCCGGACUGCCAUGGAUCGCUUAGUGCGAAUGAAAGAAGUUGACUCUGUGUCCCGAAUGAGACGUCUGAGCAUUAAGAGCGCAGACUCGGGAGAGGAGGUGGAUGAGGAGAAGCUGUUGAGGGUACAGGAGGAGAGAGGAAGCAAACUGGCAAGCUCAGGGGCUGUUUCCAAGCGUGUUAUCUCUCUCAGUGAAAAUGGAUAUUUAGGUGGAAUGGACAAGAAGAAGAUCGACAGAGAUUUUUCUUUAGGUAAGACCCUAUUAUGGGGGAUCCAAAUGAGUACUGCUUCCUUAUGUAAUGGCCAUGAUCGGUUUGCAUAUGCCCACAUAAUGCUGCUCAAAUAGUAACAGGCUGUGGGUGGUACUACCUCCGUCUGGUUGCCACUCCCUUUGCUCUCCUUGUGGAAGAGAUAGCGUGAGUGUUCUCUGAUCCCAUUUUAGGAAAAGUUACUGUAAAACUCACUUGUGAUACUGAAACUCAUUCACAGAGACUGAAGCGCUCCCUGAGGUCUUAUCUCUAUCUAAUUGUUUCAGGGAAUGGCCAGCUUCAAACAGCAGAGUUCAAAGAUAGUCACUCUAGUGCCAGUGUUUGGGAACAUGUGAUUUAAUUACAGCCUCUCCUUGAAUACCCAUUUUUUUCCCUCUCUAAUACUUAAGUAGACACAUACUAUAUCAGAGUUAAGAAGAAACUAAAAAUAAAAAUCUGAUGUUCUUCUGCAAAACCUCUGGGAAAUGGCUGCAUUAAGGGGCCUGGAAAAUUCUCUCUCUCUCUCAUGAAUAUUUUCCAGAUCAGAUGUUGAGAAUAACUGUUAUCCCCAGGUCAAAUGGAAAGUUGACUUUUUCAGUGAACACCUUUUUUUUUUUUUUUUUUGGUGUUCCUCAUCUUUCAGAAACAUAUAAACUUGUGUAGUCCAUAUGCAUCCCCAAAGUAACAUGAGCUGUUCUCUCUCUGAAACAGUUUUCAUAUGGCAUUGUGUUGAACAACUGAAAAUCAGUUGUUGCCAUAGAUUUGUGUAAAGGGAUAAAUCUCCCAGGCCACCUGUCUAGUCCAUUAAAUUAAUUGGAGUGAGCAAAUGUAUGGUGUGAAAGUUGUUAAAUUAAUACUAAUCUCCUCCUUCCUUUUUCCAUCCUCUCUGUAACAGCUGACACUCUACCUUGAAGUCUUUACAGGUUGUUCAUUAAACCUCAUCGAUAUAAAUCUGUUCACAGUUUUCCAGUACAGAGGGAGUGAAAUGAAAUGGACCAUACUUUAAAGUGGAUUUAUGUAUUUCCAUCCAAAGAGAAAUAUUUGUUUGAGUUCUAAGUAUUGACUUCUGCAGUCUUGCAGCCUUUCCCUUCAUGUCUUUUUCUGUAUCCCACAGCUCUGUGUCUUUUGCUGCUCUGAACUGUAUUUCUCUAGACCAGAUUUUCCAAACAGGCUAAUUCAGCUUUCUUGUACCCAUCAGGUCUAGUACACCCCACAUGCAUUUCAUAUGCUUUCCUCCCUUGGGGUUUCUGCUGGAGUGAAGAAAAUAACUGUUGUGGUGACAUGACUUCAGGGAUGUAUCAAAAGAGAUUGUGUGUGUUUCAUUGGAGAGUUAUUCUGCAGUAAAUUAGGUCUAAAUUUAUCCCUCUUGCUGACAAUGCCAGGCUUGUAUUCUGCAGUGUGUUCCCAUUGCAGCAGUUCCCUCGCAGAUGUAACAGCCCUCCCCACGACUGGAUAGCGUGGAUGUCCCUUCCUGCUGUGUACAUCCAGUACUGCAGGGUAACACGCACUCACACAGGGCGGGAAGGCAUCUCCUCCACUGGCUUCUUCCCAUCCAAAAAACUCCUGAUUUGUGGAUGGCCACAAGAUCUUCACCUUACCUUAAUGGAGCAGGACUGAAGAUUCAUGUUUGUAGAAAGGCCCAAUGUUGUGUCUUCCUCUGUUAACUCACUCCAACUUCCAGACUAGGUCACUGGUACCAUUGAAAGCCAAAACGAGAAUCCUGGAAAACCAUUGUAUUUGUUGCUUUUAAAAUGUAAAUAUUGCUAAAGGUCAUUCUAUUUGGAGCGAGGUAGGGUGAUGUUAAUCUUAUAAUUGCAGACUGAGCCUGUCGUAGAGGCUAGAGGCCUUAGCAGAAGCAGGUUUUCACAUGUCUAAUGCAGCUUGGCAGAUGAACAGUCAUCUCUCAGAGUGAGAGCUCUGCCGAAACUCAGUGCAAGAAGCUGAUCUUACUAUGCAAAUACUGCCAUUAGAAGAACAUCGCCAAAUGUUCCCAAAUGCACUGGAUGUCUUUUCUCCUUUGCUGUUUGAAGACUGCUUCCAUGAGGCUGCUGAUCUGGCUUUGUUUCCGUAGAGAACAAUUCAAAUGAGCUUAACCAAAUGUUGAAUAAACAUUUCUGUAUCAGUGCUAGAACUCCAAAGUUUGUCCCCCCAGCACUGUUAUGUAGCCUAGCAGUCUGCCCUUUUGUGUCCUCGGUUUAGGUGCUGAGGGUGUGGGUAAGCUUUCAAGGAAUAAACUGAGCCAUGCAGAGGCUCCAUGUCUUGUGGCCUGAUUUUCUCCCCCCUGCCACUCCCUGAAACAGUGAGUACCUGCAAUUUUGUGGGGAGUUCUGUUAGUGUGAAUGUGUCUGGUCUUAGGAAAAUCAGGCUUCUGAAAUGUGAAUCCAUUUUUAUUCUUAGGUAGACCUCACACAGAAGAGUUCAGAAUUUUUGUACGUUCUAGCAGUUUAGAUGGCAAAUUAUUUACAAUUGAAAAAAUGUUACUGCUUUACAGGCAUCUUCCCACACCAUCAGUGCAUUAAGCUUAGAAAGAUGCAGCGUUAUCCUGGAGUGCACUAGCCCUCAAAAACUUUUUAUCUCUUGAUUUUUUUGCAUUCGUGUGGUGUCUGUUCUUGAAGUUUGGAAAUAUCAGAAGAGGUUGAAUAGUGAUGAGCAGUUCUGAAAACAUAGGUGUUGCUGGCACAGACUCCUUUCUUGGCUGGCCUAGCAAUUUGAGGAGAGUGGGCAAGAGAAGCGAUAAAGGAUCCUGCACCAGGAAUCCACCCACUGGGCCCAAAUGCAGAAGUUCUUUCUUAGCCAGUCCCCCCUUGAUGUGAGUCUGGAUGCUGCAGAUGGACACUUGCACACAGGAGUAAAAAUUUCCCUCUGAGGAUUUUUAUGCUUGUUUGAAUGAAGACAUUCACUCACAUCAACAUAAAAGUCCUGAGGGUGAACGUUUUACUCCAAAGUGUGAUAUUUAUGUGUGCAACUAUUUUCAUGCUCAACUGUUUAAAUGUGAUGCUGUGGGAGUACAGCCUACAGGAGGGACGUUUAAGGUUAGCACAAAUACCCAGGUUGCAUAAGAGCAGCAAGUAGCACAUGAUAGCACGGGCUGCAGUGCCGGUUUGUCCAGGCCCCUGUGUGCCUACAGACGCCUCUGUAGAUAGCCCUGGUUCCUCCAUGCCAUGACCAUGCAUCCCAAGGAGCCUAGGGUAAGUCAGACAUGUGCAUGAUGGUACAGGGCAGGCAGAUCUCACAAGGCAAAGCCCUUUCAUUGCAGUCCUAUCCCAGAGUCACAAGGGUGAAGGAAAAGGCUCUUAUCUGCUCACUUCAUGGCCAAUGCUGGGGUAAAUCCAAUUAAAAAAUCUGAUAGAAGAGUGUCCUUGGGGAUUCUGGAAAAGAAAAAGUGUGGCCUGUUCUGUGAACUGACAAGAGGUAGGCUGAAAAUGAAGACCAAUGUUAGUAAGGCAGUCCAGUGCUUUAGUGAAUAAUGUUCAAAAUGUGAGCUGCAGUUUUGCUGACUGAAGCGAGACAGUCUGACCAUAAGUGAUGCAACACAGCUGUGCUUUCCUGCAUUCUGUUGAAUUAAUCUGAAACCAAGGAUGUGCAAUGAAAUGAAAAGAUCCUAAUGACUGGAUGGCAUCAUCACUUCUUCAGCCAGCCUUAAACACCCUGCUAGGAUGCUUAAAGCAUUUACUUGUACUUAGUGUUCAGUACAAGGGGGAGCAAAUCUUACAUCUUUCUCUCCCUGUCAAAGCAUCUGAAAACCAGAAGUAAUCACUUAGCAUUCAGUGCGCUUGUUCCUACCUACCCAAGGCUUCCCAAAUUCUAUCUCCAUGCAUUUGAUCCAAGUUGCUCCCAAAUUACACUGGUGUAAAUAGAGAAUUUGGGUCAGGACUGUAGUAUGUGUCUUUAAGGCUGUAAGUCCAGUAUUAGCUUCUUUUUUUAAUAAAAACUAGGGAAAAGAUGUCUCAUUUCUGCAGCUAGCAAUGAUGUUGAAUAGAUUUCACAAUACAUUAUUAAUAG
This is a messenger RNA of Aquila chrysaetos chrysaetos, 8546 nucleotides long. RefSeq names its product junctional cadherin 5 associated (gene JCAD). Gene Ontology annotation, biological process: positive regulation of blood vessel endothelial cell proliferation involved in sprouting angiogenesis. NCBI's taxonomy places the organism in Eukaryota, Metazoa, Chordata, Aves, Accipitriformes, Accipitridae. Gene Ontology annotation, cellular component: adherens junction; ruffle membrane. The record is from RefSeq and is a predicted model, not a curated record. The transcript has 5 exons. The coding region runs from base 596 to 4642 and encodes 1348 amino acids.